CACAUUACGCGCCAGCGUCCCAGCUUUUCAGAGGAUGGCAUGGGUUUAAAAAAGCUAAACAGUGGGUACUUUUUUGUGGUUUGCUAGAGUAUUAAAAUAGGUCAAGCGAUUUAAUAAGCAAGAGAUGCUUGUUUUCUUUCCAUCAUAUCUAGACUAAACGACAACUGACGUUACUUGUAAUUUGCAGGAUUCGAACGUUUGUUAGCAUGAUACACCUAACGUUAGACGUGUAUAAGUCUGUUUUGUUUUUAGCAAUAACAUCAAGCUAACAAACACAUCUGCUUGCAUAAAAGAUUGAUUUGUGAGAAGUAGUUCAGUAGAUUUGUCGGUAGUCUAAGUUUAAAAAAAGAAGGGAUGCCAGUGCAUUCGAGAGAAAAGAAGGAGAGCAACCAUGAAGAGAUGGAGGUGGAUUUCGCAGAGCAAGAGGGGAGCAGCUCAGAAGAUGAGGACACUGAGAGCUCGUCUGCCUCUGAAGAUGGGGAAAGUUCAGAAAUGGACGAUGAGGACUGUGAAAGAAGAAGGAUGGAAUGCAUUGACGAAAUGACUAAUCUAGAAAAACAGUUCACUGACCUCAAAGACCAUGGUCAUAAUUUCUGUAGGUUAUAUAAAGAGAGACUGAAUCAAGUUGAUGCCAAACUUCAGGAAGUGAUGUCAGGAAAGGCACCAGAGUACCUGGAACCCCUUGCAAAUCUUCAGGAGAACAUGCAGAUUAGAACUAAAGUUGCAGGUAAGAAAGUGCAUUGUCUCAUUGUUGAAAUAAUACAUUCAUGCGCAGGUAUCUACAGAGAAUUGUGCUUGGAAUCCGUGAAGAAUAAAUACAACUGUGAAACCCAAGCAGCGUUCCAGCACUGGGAGAGUGAAAAACUGUUAUUAUUUGAUACGGUGCAAAGUGAAUUAGAAGAGAAGAUCAGACGUUUAGAGGAAGACCGGCACAGUAUAGAUAUUACCUCAGAGCUCUGGAACGAUGAGUUACAAUCAAGAAAAAAUAAGAAGAAAGAUCCCUUCAGUCCAGAGAAAAAGAAAAAGCCUGUCGUUGUGUCAGGGCCAUAUAUAGUUUACAUGCUGCAAGACCUGGAUAUACUGGAAGACUGGACUGCUAUUCGAAAGGCCAUGGCAACAUUAGGACCUCACAGAGUAAAGACUGAUGUCUCUUCAAAGAGUGACAAACACCAGCACAAUGCCCGCUCGGAGGAUGGACGCUUGUUUUACGACGGAGAAUGGUACAGUCGUGGACAAGCCAUAUGUAUCGACAAGAAAGACGAGUAUCCUACGAGCGCUGUAAUAACUACAAUCAAUCACGAUGAAGUCUGGUUCAAACGGGUCGAUGGGAGCAAGUCAAAACUCUACAUCUCACAGCUUCAGAAAGGCAAAUACACCAUAAAACAUACCUGAUCUACCUGAGGUCUGAUAUGUUUAAUAGUGUCAUUUUCUGUACAGUAUAUCAUGAUUUAAAUACCUUUUUUGAUGUUUAAAAACAGACACAUUGGAAUUAUGUGUAAUGUGAGGAAAGUUUAUAUUAUUUUAUUGUAUAUAUUCAAUGCAACACCAUUUAAAAGAGUAUUACACCAAACAGGUAAAAAAAAUAUAUAUAAUUACUGGUGUAGUUAUUACCAUGAAAUGUGGGACUUUUGUAUUUUGUUGACUGGGCUCAUUUUCCAUUUCAGUUCUGACGUGUAGUUAUUUAUAAUGCCAUGUCUGGCUAGCAAAUGGUUUCCUACGUUUUUUAUAUUUCUGCCGCAUCACUGUGUUCAGAAACUAAUGAAACAGUUUGUUUGCCAUUUUUGGUGGCUUAUAUUGAAACGGUCUUGCUUGUGCAACAUCCUAUAUAAAAUACAGAUAUUUGAAGUAUUUAAGGAGUGAAUAAACAAGACGUUAUCACACUUUUUCGGAGUCUCAGCUCUUUGAACAGCUGUUUACUGUUCAUUGUGUUCUAGGAAGCUGUGAUCUUGCUGCUCUAUUUACAGUCUAAAGAGUCAUUUAUAUAUGGAGAAUUGCAUUGUAAUGUGCAUUUCAGCUCUGGUCAUUAGUUCAGUCUUCUUUUCUAUGUUGGGUUAUAGCACCACCCUUUGUUUUUUUGUUGUAAUGUGCCUGUUGUUUUUUUAUUUCUUGAUUUUCCUGAUUCAUACAUAUUUCUGAAAGGCCUGUUCUGAAUGUAUUUUUUGAGUUAUUAUGAAUUCACAUUGAACAAAAUUACAAAUACAGAAUUCAGUAUCACACCUUUGU
Molecule: messenger RNA, 2223 nt
Organism: Carassius auratus (goldfish)
Lineage: Eukaryota; Metazoa; Chordata; Actinopteri; Cypriniformes; Cyprinidae
Product: breast cancer metastasis-suppressor 1-like protein-A
Exons: 10
Coding region: 355-1392 (345 amino acids)
Source: RefSeq, a predicted model, not a curated record